Molecule: messenger RNA, 8077 nt
Organism: Cavia porcellus (domestic guinea pig)
Lineage: Eukaryota; Metazoa; Chordata; Mammalia; Rodentia; Caviidae
Gene: Grm5
Product: glutamate metabotropic receptor 5
Exons: 10
Coding region: 584-4300 (1238 amino acids)
Biological process (GO): regulation of synaptic transmission, glutamatergic; G protein-coupled glutamate receptor signaling pathway; trans-synaptic signaling by endocannabinoid, modulating synaptic transmission
Cellular component (GO): postsynaptic density membrane; plasma membrane
Molecular function (GO): adenylate cyclase inhibiting G protein-coupled glutamate receptor activity; G protein-coupled receptor activity involved in regulation of postsynaptic membrane potential
Source: RefSeq, a predicted model, not a curated record
UUCUUUCUGAGUGACACGCCACCCACGCCUCCCUGCACUGCUCUCCUCCUUCCCUGGUUCCCGGGGGGACUCGGAGGAGCUCGGGAGGGAGCCCAAGGAUACCCUCUCCUGCACCCCGAGGGCAGAAGCUUCCGAGACCCUCGCUCACCCCCAAAUCCACAGCGAGGCGCGCUGCCGCCCCCCGCGCGCGCUGCAGAGGGGGAGCCAGCCCUGCGCUGCGCUCCAGCUGCGUCUGCCCGAGCGCGGCACGUGCUCCCGGCGCUGGCGCGAGAGAGCGAGCGAGCGAGCGAGGAGCGAGCGCCGCCACCGCGGGCCCCGCAGCCUUCCGCCGGCUGUCACCGCUGCCUCCAUCGCUGACACUAGCGCUCUCGCGGCUGCCAAGGCCGCUACAGGAGCGCAGGAAGCUCGCGAGCGGCGGCUGGCUGGGGGCGCAAGGCUCUGGGCGCGCACCUGGUUUUGAAGAUCAUGAUCGCAUGGAUGCAUCUAACCAAAUUCGACCUGGGCACAAUGGAGAUUCUUUAGAGAACAUAUCUAAAUUUCUGGCUAAUUCCUUUGUGUGCCACUCAACAUAGGACAUCAUUUGAUGUUAUCUACCUGCACUAUCCUAAAUUUUUCUCAUAAUGUUAUCUUUAUUAGCUUGAACUGCUUUCUUAAAAUGGUCCUUCUGUUGAUUCUAUCAGUCCUGCUUUUGAAAGAAGAUGUCCGUGGGAGUGCACAGUCCAGUGAAAGGAGGGUGGUGGCUCACAUGCCAGGUGACAUCAUUAUCGGAGCUCUCUUUUCUGUCCACCACCAGCCUACUGUGGACAAAGUUCAUGAGAGGAAAUGUGGGGCGGUCCGGGAACAGUAUGGCAUUCAGCGAGUGGAGGCCAUGCUGCACACCCUGGAAAGGAUCAACUCAGACCCCACACUCUUGCCCAACAUCACCCUUGGCUGUGAGAUUCGGGAUUCCUGCUGGCAUUCAGCUGUGGCCCUAGAGCAAAGCAUUGAGUUCAUAAGGGAUUCCCUCAUUUCUGCAGAAGAAGAAGAGGGCUUGGUCCGCUGUGUAGAUGGCUCUUCCUCUUUCCGCUCCAAGAAGCCCAUAGUAGGGGUCAUUGGGCCUGGCUCCAGUUCUGUGGCCAUUCAAGUCCAGAACUUGCUCCAGCUGUUCAACAUACCUCAGAUUGCUUACUCGGCAACCAGCAUGGAUCUGAGUGACAAGACGCUGUUUAAAUAUUUCAUGAGGGUCGUGCCUUCAGAUGCCCAGCAGGCAAGGGCUAUGGUAGACAUAGUCAAGAGAUACAACUGGACUUACGUGUCAGCUGUACACACGGAAGGCAACUACGGGGAAAGUGGGAUGGAAGCUUUCAAAGAUAUGUCUGCCAAGGAAGGAAUCUGCAUCGCCCACUCUUACAAAAUCUACAGCAAUGCAGGGGAGCAGAGCUUUGACAAGCUCCUGAAAAAGCUUACAAGUCACUUGCCCAAGGCUCGAGUGGUGGCCUGCUUCUGCGAGGGCAUGACAGUGAGAGGUCUGCUGAUGGCUAUGAGACGCCUGGGUCUCGCAGGAGAAUUUCUGCUUCUGGGCAGCGAUGGCUGGGCUGAUAGGUAUGAUGUGACAGAUGGAUAUCAGCGAGAAGCUGUUGGUGGAAUCACAAUCAAGCUCCAGUCUCCUGAUGUCAAGUGGUUUGAUGAUUAUUAUCUGAAGCUCCGGCCAGAAACAAACCUUCGAAACCCUUGGUUUCAAGAAUUUUGGCAGCAUCGCUUUCAGUGUCGGCUGGAAGGGUUUGCACAGGAGAACAGCAAAUACAACAAGACUUGCAAUAGCUCUCUGACUCUAAGAACACAUCAUGUUCAGGAUUCCAAAAUGGGAUUCGUGAUCAAUGCGAUCUAUUCCAUGGCCUAUGGGCUGCACAACAUGCAGAUGUCCCUCUGUCCAGGAUACGCAGGACUCUGUGAUGCAAUGAAGCCAAUUGAUGGACGGAAACUCUUGGACUCACUUAUGAAAACCAAUUUCACUGGGGUUUCUGGAGAUAUGAUCCUAUUUGAUGAGAAUGGAGACUCUCCAGGAAGGUAUGAAAUAAUGAAUUUCAAGGAAAUGAGAAAAGAUUAUUUUGAUUAUAUCAACGUCGGAAGUUGGGACAAUGGAGAAUUAAAAAUGGAUGAUGAUGAAGUAUGGUCCAAGAAAAAUAAUAUAAUCAGAUCUGUUUGCAGUGAGCCAUGUGAAAAAGGCCAGAUAAAGGUGAUUCGGAAGGGAGAAGUUAGCUGUUGUUGGACCUGCACGCCCUGUAAGGAGAAUGAGUAUGUCUUUGAUGAGUACACCUGCAAGGCAUGCCAGCUGGGGUCCUGGCCAACUGAUGAUCUGACAGGUUGUGAUUUGAUCCCAGUACAGUAUCUUCGCUGGGGUGACCCUGAGCCCAUUGCAGCUGUGGUGUUUGCCUGCCUUGGCCUGCUGGCCACCCUCUUUGUCACUGUAGUCUUCAUCAUUUACCGUGAUACUCCAGUAGUCAAGUCUUCCAGCAGGGAACUCUGCUACAUUAUCCUUGCUGGCAUCUGCCUGGGUUACUUAUGUACCUUCUGCCUCAUCGCAAAGCCCAAACAGAUUUAUUGCUAUCUUCAGAGAAUUGGUAUUGGCCUCUCUCCAGCCAUGAGCUACUCAGCCCUGGUAACCAAGACCAACCGUAUUGCAAGAAUCCUGGCUGGAAGCAAAAAGAAGAUUUGUACCAAAAAGCCCAGAUUUAUGAGUGCUUGUGCUCAGUUAGUGAUUGCCUUCAUUCUCAUAUGUAUCCAGUUGGGCAUUAUUGUCGCUCUUUUUAUAAUGGAGCCUCCUGAUAUAAUGCAUGACUACCCAAGCAUUCGAGAAGUCUACUUGAUUUGUAACACCACCAAUCUAGGAGUUGUCACUCCUCUGGGAUACAAUGGAUUGUUGAUUUUGAGCUGUACCUUCUAUGCGUUCAAGACCAGAAAUGUUCCAGCUAACUUCAAUGAAGCCAAGUAUAUUGCCUUCACAAUGUAUACCACCUGCAUUAUAUGGCUGGCCUUUGUCCCAAUCUACUUUGGAAGCAACUACAAAAUCAUCACCAUGUGUUUCUCAGUCAGCCUCAGUGCCACAGUGGCUCUAGGCUGCAUGUUUGUGCCGAAGGUGUACAUCAUCCUGGCCAAACCCGAAAGAAAUGUGCGCAGCGCCUUCACCACUUCUACUGUGGUGCGCAUGCAUGUAGGGGAUGGCAAGUCUUCUUCUGCAGCCAGCAGAUCGAGCAGCCUGGUCAACCUGUGGAAGAGGAGGGGCUCCUCUGGGGAAACUCUAAGGUACAAAGACAGGAGACUGGCCCAGCACAAGUCGGAAAUAGAGUGUUUCACCCCCAAAGGGAGUAUGGGGAAUGGUGGGAGAGCAACAAUGAGCAGCUCCAAUGGAAAAUCCGUCACCUGGGCUCAGAACGAGAAGAGCAGCCGGGGGCAGCACCUGUGGCAGCGGUUGUCGGUCCACAUCAACAAGAAGGAGAACCUCAACCAGACGGCGGUCAUCAAGCCCUUCCCUAAGAGCACGGAGAGCCGCGGGCUGGGCGCCGGCGCGGGCGGCGUGGCCCCAGGGGCGACAGGGCCGACAGGGGGCGCAGGGGCCGCAAGCUGCGCAGGCGCGGGUCCCGGCGGCCCCGAGCCCCCCGACGCCGGCGCCAAGGCCCUGUACGACGUGGCGGAAGGCGAGGAGCCCUUCGCGGCGGCGUCUGUGCGGCCGCGCUCGCCGUCGCCCAUCAGCACGCUGAGCCAGCGCGCGGGCUCGGGCGGCCGCACGGACGACGACGUACCGUCGCUGCACUCGGAGCCCGCGGCGCGCAGCAGCUCCUCGCAGGGCUCGCUCAUGGAGCAGAUCAGCAGCGUGGUGACUCGCUUCACGGCCAACAUCAGCGAGCUCAACUCCAUGAUGCUGUCCACGGCGGCCCCGGGCCCCGGCGUGGGCGCCCCGCUCUGCUCGACGUACCUGAUCCCCAAAGAGAUCCAGCUGCCCACGACCAUGACGACGUUCGCCGAAAUCCAGCCUCUGCCGGCCAUCGAGGUCACGGGCGGCGCGCAGGCCGCGGCCGGGGCCCCGUCGGCAGGGGGCGCUGCCCAAGAGACGCCCGCGGCCGGCGCGGAGGCCGCAGCCGGCAAGCCGGACCUGGAGGAGCUGGUGGCCCUCACUCCGCCGUCCCCCUUCAGAGACUCGGUGGACUCGGGCAGCACAACCCCCACCUCGCCAGUGUCCGAGUCGGCCCUCUGUAUCCCGUCGUCUCCUAAAUAUGACACUCUCAUCAUAAGAGAUUACACUCAGAGCUCCUCGUCCUUGUGAAAGUCCCUGGAAUCCACGCUGGGGCCCGCGUGCUCACACGGACGCCCUUGGCGACACCAGUCACCCAGCUGGCGGGCUGAGCAGAAGACGCCAAGUACACGGGGCACGGAAAGGAGAUGAACAGUGCACUCUCAACCGACGAAGACACCGACUACAGUUCUUCUGGCAGAUUUUCUUCUAGUGGCCUUAGAAAACAUGGGCUUUUAAGAAACACUGCUUAUAUUUUUGAGGGCUGACAAAAGAGUCUGUUCACUUUUGUACCGAGUGCUUUGCUCUAGGAAAGCGGAAAGUGUGAAACAGCGUCAUGGUGAAAACAGAGUUAUUAACAACUGUAAAAAGUUUUGUUUACUUGCAUUCUUUUCCCAGAAGAGUCUGAUUCACAAAACAUGAAUGUACGUUUUCUAACAAACUGACAAUCUGGGACCAAAUCAUCAACUUUUCUCUUUUUUCUAUUUUAUUUUAUUUUUUCCUUCAAAGACCUUGGGAAGCAGUAACCUGGGGCCCAGUAUUGACUGAGGCAUAGCUGUGGGUGUUACCAUGCUAACGCGUGACUUGACCGUGAAUGCCGAGCUCAUGUACCUAGGGCUUCUACCAGAGACUUUACAGUUUGGUUGUGAAAUAUUCUUCCAAAAGCCUGCAUCCAGGAUUCCACCUAGUUAUUUCAGAUUCACCUCCAUUAACCAGGAAAACCAGUGGAAGAUUUCUUGACUAUUUCACCAUGUUGCCAAAUCAAUAAUGGAGUAGCAAAAAAUAUUUUCUGGAAUACUGUUUUGUAAUUCCCUCACUGGGGUGCGCUGUGUAGCUGGAAAUUCUCUUUCUAGUAAUUUUUGCGCUCCAGCCUGGCUAUCUCAUAAUACACAUGCACUCCUUAUAAAUGCCGAUCCUUUAGUGUUGCAGACAAAACAUUGAAAUAUACAUUUGGGCUUCUUCAUUCUUUUCUUUUGAGAAUCUGAUGCACUAAGAGCUCCUCUGUUACUCUGAGUCCCAUCACUGGAAGAGUGGUUCAUAGACCCAAUGAAGACAUUGGAGAGACUGUUGUUGAAAAAAUUAACACAGUCUUUAUACACUGGAAAUUCAAACUGUGUCAAGUUGGCAUAGCAGAGAUUUUGCUGUGCCAACGACCAGUGAUUUUUAACUUUUCUUGGCUGCUGAAAUAAGGCAGCUAUGAACUAUGACAAAUGUAGAUUUUUUCAAAGCAAUACAGAAUACUAAAACAGAGGAACCUUAAUAUCAAGUACAGUCUUUCUUAGCCAUUCCAAAAAGAGGCAAAGCAAUUAUUAAUAUUUUCUUUUUUUAAAGUAAUUACUAAUAUUAUGUUGUGCACUUCAUACUGUCACUUUUUAAAUACUGCAGAAAAGAGAUUUAGAGUUGACAAAAAAAAAAAAUAUGUGCUUUGAUACAUACAGGUAGAAAUCAUAGCUCAAGACCUGAAUCCACUGUCACCUCUUUAUUCGCCCCCUUGCAGCUAUCCUCAGGUACCAAGUAUUUUUGAUUUUUAAAUAAAGCUAGUAAUAAAAAGGAGGUGUCCUAUAAAUUUAAAGUUCAGUUGACCCGCCUUAUACUAAAGAUAGCCUUAUUAAAAAGAUUUGCUGUGAAGCAAAAGUAUAUUUUUUGGCAGAGAGAUAAAUAGAAUUUUUUUCUUUUAGUUCAUGAUUCUUAUUUUAAUACUUUUUAUUUCACAUCUUUUUUUUAAAAAAUUGAGAAGUGGAAAUUUGUUGGUACAGUUUAUCAUUCUUCACUUUUUAAAGGAAUAAAUAUAUUGCUUGCUGAAAUUCUGAUUCUUAUAUCUAUCUUAGUUGAUAUUUUAAAUCAUCUUUCCCAAUGUAAAAUAUUAAAAACAUUUAUUAAAAUAUUUUAUUUAAAUAUUAAUUUAAAAGUAAUUUAAGUUUCUGUGCCAAAGUUGAAAAUAACAUCAUCAGCACAUCCUUUCCCCAAAUAUUAAUGCAUUUUUAUGAGAUUCUUGAAUCAAAUAAAAUCUAGCUGACUUUCAUGUCUUCAUUGAAACAAGUGUCUGCCUCUACAAGAAAAACACAUGUAAAUAUUUUGAAGUAUUAAUACUGCUGGAUCAUCAUUGAAAAAGGUGGCAUUCACCUAGAGAUUUCUAUCUUGAUUUCUUAAGUAUUGAUACAUUUCUAAAUGUGCUCUACUGUCUGUUUUAAAAUUUGUUUCAUAAAAUACUUAGGUUGAUUUCUAUUUUAUUCUGAAGAACAGUAAGUUUCCUUCCGUUGACCAAUAGAACAUUUUAAAAUUUUACUCCAUAAUCAAAUUUCUUUUCUAGUUUUCAGUGACAUAUUUUUUAAAACCACCUUAUUAUGAGAAACUGCAUUAAAAAUUAAAAUUUAGUGCAAAUAAAUUUCCAUCUGAUAACUCUACAUGAUAAUUAACUGUAAUAAAAAAUUUAUCAAAUUAGAAAAGAACAAGAUGUAUUUUUUCUAUAUUUAUAUAAUCUUUACCACUUAAUUGAACACAUUGUAUAUUGGACAUGACAUAAUAAUACAUCCUUGAUACAUUUUAUUUUGGAAUGAUGCUAACUCUGUCUCUUGCCAAUUCUAAUACCAGGUUCCAAGUAAUAACUCUAUAAUACAAAGAAAACUGAAUAUCUAUUCUAGGGCUAGGCUAUGAACUUCACAACUUAUUUGGGUACCUAUUGUCACUGAGUUUCCCUGAAAAUAAUCUGUUCCUGGUGCCCAGUGAUAAUUCAGUUGGGACCUGAAUGACUAAAAGGAAGGGGAAAGUGUAGGGAAAUGCUAAGAAUCAGCAAGAUGACUAAAAGGAAAGAGUUUGACCCUUGGAAGAAAAAGAGACUUGAUUUCAUCAAGUUUUACUGGCCAAGAAGUCCACUCAUCUUUCUAUUUUGGGAGAGAUGUGAGGGCAUUCUGAGAAGACUAUGCAUCUACUGGGAAGAACCAUAUUUUGGGGUUAGGAAUGGGGAGCAGAAAGGCUAAAUGAAGAGGAAAAUCAUAACAAAUUUGACUGAAGCAGAGAAAAAAGCAAAUUUCCAAAUGUGCUGAUCCUUGAAAAUAAUAGUCUUUCCCAAACUAUUGAAGUUACCAGCAAGUAAUCAGGAAGACCAGGAGAUAUUUUUUGACUACAAAUUAAUUGUAUAAUGGCUCUGUUGAAGUUCUGUGGCUUCCAAACCAGGAAUUAAACAUUAUUUUUAAGAAAAAAAUAAAAAUAUUUCCUAUGCUAGUCUCUCAGCAAAAUGUACAUGUUUUGGAGACUUCCAAGUUAUUAUAUGAGUUCACAUUUAGUAACAGCUUAUUAAUAACCCUCAAGCUGUCAAAAUUGCUAUAGUUACCAUUUACAAUUUUAUACUGUGAAAAAAAAAUACAGAUCAGUGAAAGCAUAAAGAUAAAUCAGAGUUUCCUUUGAAGAGGGUCUGAGGCCUGGGAGAUUCUCUACUGUUUAUUGAAAAAUGAGGCAUGUAUAAAAUAGUUGGCUAAAUUUCACUGAUCUUCUCAAUGUGAACAAAUAUACUAUGUAUAUUGUGUGUAUUUCUAGAAUUCAAUGGCAGCUGCUGGUGGUGUUGUAAUUAGAAAUCUAUAUAGAAUAUAGAUGUUUUAGAAGGAUGGUGCCAAUUCCAAAAGAUUUGUGUGGGCUACAAGUGCUUGUACUUACUUUUUUCUGCACUUACAACUGAUUUGGUUUUAAAAUUGUGUGCGCGUAUCUGUUCCUUUUCUGUUGUUGCAGCUUGUACUAUUAAAAUAAUAGAGAAUGUUAAAUUAUUUUGAUGUGAAUUGCAAAUGAUUUUCAUAAACUAUAACAUUUUUAUCAGUA